AUGUCAGGUCUUGACGUUGAAGCUCUUCUCGAGUCCACAGCCGCACCACCCCCUCAAGAUCCCACUCAAUCCCAAGACCGCGACGAUGACCGCUCCAAGUCCGAACAAAGCACCGACCGCCGCGACCGUGACCGCUCACGAGAAAGGGAACGCCGCCGCCGAGACCGCAGCCGUCGAGAUGCCGAUGGAGAUGAAGAAAUGAAGAGCCCGAGAAGCGAACAUGGCAGUGCUAACGGAAGCCAUAGAAGCAGCAACAGAAAGAGGAGCAGGAGCCGCGACAGCCGUCGGGGGUCUCGCAGAGACCGCGGUGACCGCUACGGUGACGAUUACCGCUCUGGUGGUGGUGACUUUUACCGUGGUGGGGGCCGCGCGCGCACUCGUUCUCGCUCGCCUUUUGAUGAUCGAUACUAUCGCCCCUCGGGGGUUCGUCCGCGUCGGGAUGAUGAUGAAAAACGCUACCGCCGCCGUGAUAGCCGUAGACGCAGCCCGACCCCUAAAGGUCGUGACAAGACGCCCGAGCUUACUGAGGAUGAGCGCGAUAGGCGCACCAUCUUUGUACAGCAGCUUGCCGCGCGGCUGAGAACCAAGGAAUUGAUUGCGUUCUUCGAGAAGGUUGGGCCUGUUAAGGAGGCCCAGAUUGUCAAGGAUCGUGUCAGUGGAAGGUCUAAGGGUGUCGGCUAUGUCGAAUUCAAAAACGAGGAGUCAGUCCCACAGGCUAUUCAACUUACUGGGCAAAAGCUUCUAGGAAUCCCGAUUAUUGCGCAGUUGACUGAGGCGGAAAAGAAUCGACAAGCUCGCAACCCCGAGGCUACCAGUAGCAAUAAUCACGGGGCACCCUUUCACAGGUUGUAUGUGGGUAACAUUCAUUUCAGUAUCACUGAGAGUGACCUCCAGAAUGUCUUUGAGCCGUUUGGCGAACUUGAAUUUGUUCAACUGCAAAAGGAUGAAACCAACAGGAGUAGAGGUUAUGGUUUUGUGCAGUUCCGUGAUCCCAACCAAGCCCGUGAUGCACUUGAAAAGAUGAACGGCUUUGACCUUGCUGGUCGGGCAAUUCGCGUUGGCCUUGGAAACGAUAAGUUUACCCCUGAGGCGCAUCGUAGCCAUAGUGCAGCCCCACCACCGAUUUUCCAGGGUUCUUCAUUCUCCGGUCAGGGAGGACGUGGUGUCCAGGCUGGUGGCUCCAACAACUUUGACCGUGCUGGCGGCCGGGAGAACGAAAAAGGAGCCGGUGCUAGUGCUCUCGAUGAUACAGACGUUGCGGGUGUGAACUUCAACAACUUCAGUAGGGACGCAUUGAUGAGGAAGCUUGCAAGAACAGAUGAACCUUCCGAGCCUGCUGCCGAUGACAAGGCCAAGAUUCUCCGACCUAAGACUGAGACCAAGCCGUUGCCUGUUAAUGUCAACAUGGCAAGUCGUUGUGUCAUGCUUCGCAACAUGUUUGAUCCUACAGAGGAAGAAGGCGAAGUCUGGAUCAAAGAGCUGGAGGAUGACGUCCGCGCUGAGUGCGAAGAUAAAUAUGGUCAUGUCGUUCACAUUUCCCUAGAUCCGAACUCGCAAGGCGAUAUCUAUUUGAAAUUCGACCGUGUCCAGGGUGGCGAGAACGCCAUCAAGGGUCUUAAUGGCCGAUUUUUCGGUGGUCGCCAGAUUACCGCGCAGCCCGUCGUCGACGCUGUCUACAGCAGUCUCUUCUCCCGCACGAAGGCUAUCUAA
Aspergillus glaucus CBS 516.65 is the source of this 1710-nucleotide messenger RNA. RefSeq names its product putative RNA splicing factor (Pad-1). Gene Ontology annotation, biological process: mRNA processing. The transcript has 4 exons. Lineage: Eukaryota; Fungi; Ascomycota; Eurotiomycetes; Eurotiales; Aspergillaceae. The record is from RefSeq and is a predicted model, not a curated record. Gene Ontology annotation, molecular function: RNA binding. The coding region runs from base 1 to 1710 and encodes 569 amino acids. Gene Ontology annotation, cellular component: nucleus.